This is a messenger RNA of Triticum urartu, 555 nucleotides long. Lineage: Eukaryota; Viridiplantae; Streptophyta; Magnoliopsida; Poales; Poaceae. The record is from RefSeq and is a predicted model, not a curated record.
CACGUCCUCGUGGCCGCCGAUGUCGCGUGCAACAUCUUGUUCAACGUGUCCUCGGCCUUCGCCAUCACCGACAGGUUCAGCAUCAGCCGCAGGAACAGGGAGCUCUACGUGCUGUACAGCUGCAAGGAGAGGCGUCCGCCGCCUGGUGCUGCCCCGGUGACCAACUGCAGUCCCAACACCAGAGGCAUGUACGUGUACCUCGGGGGAAACUACGGCAUGGGCCAGCCCCCGGCGAAUGAAGGGAGCAGCGAGACCGCCAUAUUUCCGGUGCUCGGGGCGGCGCCGGCAGGCAUGACGGCGGCCAAUUAUAGACAGCUCAUAAAGGGCGGGUUCUUGUUGGAGUGGGAGCCCGUCGGCGAUUGCAAUGCCUGCAAGGCGAGCGGUGGGCGGUGCCGCUAUGAUGCCAACACAUCAGCGUUCACGUGCCUUUGCUCAGACGUUAGCAUGCACCAGUCGACCUGUGGUAAGCUGUCUGCCAUGCGAUGCAUAUUUCCUGUCAGAAUAUGCAAUACCAUCACUAUAUUGAUAAUCUGUUCAUCUUCAUGCAGAUACUAA